AUCAGACGAAGCGUCCUCCUGGAGCGGGUAUAUGGGGAAGAUGUUUGUGGCGGCAUCAACCUACCUCCCAGCUCAGGUGUCAGACAUGAUGAACCAGGACCGUGCGUUCGCCACUGUGCGCCUCACCUUCUCCGGGCACAAGAACACAUGCACUUUGGUGACAAUUCAGAAACUUCCCCGUCUCCUGGUUGCCUCAUCCAAUGGCCAUCUCUACAUCUAUAAUGUGGACCCGCAGGACGGGGGCGAGUGUGUCCUGAUCAAGAAACAGAG
Molecule: messenger RNA, 270 nt
Organism: Nanorana parkeri
Lineage: Eukaryota; Metazoa; Chordata; Amphibia; Anura; Dicroglossidae
Product: WD repeat domain phosphoinositide-interacting protein 1-like
Exons: 2
Biological process (GO): autophagy of mitochondrion; protein localization to phagophore assembly site; protein lipidation
Cellular component (GO): extrinsic component of membrane; phagophore assembly site membrane; cytosol
Molecular function (GO): phosphatidylinositol-3,5-bisphosphate binding; phosphatidylinositol-3-phosphate binding
Source: RefSeq, a predicted model, not a curated record